AUGCAACCACUAAACCCCUUUCUGUCCGCCUUCUUCAAGAGCCAGGUCGUUGCGCAGUGCACCCCCGUCCACCACCAUAUCCUGCUGGUGCCCUUGACCGAUGUGCUUCUCACCCAUCGCGAGACGGAGAGCGGCGCCCCGGCCCACGAGGUCGUCGCCUCGGAGGAGUUUCUAGCCAGCCAUGUACUGCGCAUCGCCGGGCCUGAUGGGCCUGCGGGCGCCAAGGACAGCACCCAGAACUUGCGCGAGGCUAGAGGCAAGGCUCGCCAGUUCAAUACUCUCAACGGGAGGAGUGUGAUUGUCAAGGACUCUUUCAUCUACAGUAACAAAGGAUUCAAGUCUCUUGCGCAAGCCCAGAUCCUUAACGACACCACAUGGUACCCGGACGUCUUCGAGCCUCGACAAUGGCUGGUAUACUUCAUCUCCAAGCCUCUUGUUGGAACAUGGGAAGAGAUUAGGCUCGAGCCCGCGGUCCUCGUCUCCGGCACCAGGAGUCGCGCCGCUGCGGAGCAACAACAAAAGAAGCAGGCCAAUGGCGACUCGGCAGAUAACGCUCUGCCGCGCAAGAAGGAUAUUAGGAGCUUCCACGAUCUUCUCAACCACUUCCCCAUGAUUGCUCGCCAAAUGCAACCGGGGCUGGAGAAGCUCUUUAUAGAGUUUUCAACAGUUUUCCAGAAGCCACUGCCGCCGCCGCCGUCGGCUGCAUACAUUCCAGAUCCGAAGCCAGAUGGUCCCGUUGCGACCGCCGCCAGACGGGCAAGGGCAGAUAGCUUGACGGUUAAGAGCGGCAAAGCAAAUUAUAAUAAUAGCUUACCUGUUGUCGAGGACUUUUUUCUCGAGGAUGACGAGGAUAUUAUGCGCGCAUCCCUUGAGAGUGCUGUUACGGCUGCUAUUGAUAUCUUCCAAGGAGUGGAUAAGCAACAGCUGUCACUGCUAGGUGCCACAACAGACUUGACAGGCCCUCUUGUGGAGAAACUGAUCGAGCGGUACAUUGCUGAAAACGUUCAUGGCCUGUUAUUUGGCAAGCUCAGCGCCAUCAAGCGACGGGAUGAUUUGGAACUUGAGGCCAAGAUUCGCAAAAUGGAAUUCAUCGAUAUUUCCCAAUUAGGCAUUGCGAUUGACGGGGGCUUGAAAGCCAAACACGAUCUCGUUACACAACUCAACCCUGCCGUCGAAGAAUUCAGAAAGAUUUCCACCGCUAUGAGCCCGCAGGAAAUGCUGGAUUUGCUACUGUCGACCAUGAAGAUUGCCUCACAACUGACCGAUACCUCAAGAUCUUUGGGCGGUGCUGGGACAGAGCUACCGUCAUCCGAAAAGGCCAUCAUGACUGUGAAUGCUGAUACCUUGGUUUCCCUGCUGUUAUACGUCGUGAUUCGGUCCCAAGCCAAGAACCUACAGGCUCGACUGGCCUAUGUUAGAAAUUUCAUCUUCGUCGAGGAUGUGGACAGCGGGGAGAUGGGGUAUGCUUUGAGUACCUUUGAGGCCGUACUAGCAUACCUUUUUACUGACUCGGCUGGCUUGCGUCGUGCCAGCAAGAAGAACAAGGCUCUGUGGGAUGCCGCCAAGGGGGCAGACCUAAAAGAGCUGAGGAACAUCAUGGAACCGAACCCUUGCGCAGUUGGAGAUGACGAUGACAUCGAAGAUAGCGACGACAAUGUAAACGAUCAAGUUCCCGCCAAGCCUGUGUUCAAGCUAGCGCAUGGUUCCUCGAGGCGAUCAUCACUUGUGUUGAACUCUUCGGAUCGAUUUUCGCACGGCACCGGGCUAGGCCACGUAUUCCCCUUUCAGAUCACCGGUGGUGAUGGCGCAAACGAGUCGAUACUCGAUCUGCCACUCAAGAGAACCAAAAGGGUUGCCAUGGAUACCAGGAGCUUAUCAAGUGCAUCCGAGUUCUCCUACCACUCAAUGACGGCAAGCAUUGGCACUCUGGGAAGCGCGCUAGAAGGUGACAUCUCUGUGGAGAGGCUUGCUCAAACCAGUAGUGCCUUGGGUGAAUCCGUUUUGAUGAUGGCUGUGCAGAGUGGAAGCGUGGAAACGUUGGGUUAUCUUUUGUCCUUGUCCGGAUACUAUCCGUUUGACAGCGUACUGAGAGACGUUAACAACGAAAACACCACACUAUUGAGCGCUGCCACUCAGCUAGGUAAUCGCGAGCUGAUCAACUCUCUUCUCGAUUAUCUUCUCGACAAGGCCCGCCCGGGACAGUUAGAGCAGUACUUUUCAGUGCAAGACAUCUGGGGCCGAAGUGUCGGGCAUUACCUGUUUAAUGCGCCUUGGAUGAUUGGUGUGAUAGGGCCACUGAUCCCUUGGCGCCAGAGAGACAAGAAUGGGCAGACGCCGCUUUUCGCGUUGUGUCGCUGCUAUGAUCAUGUGGAGUACUAUACCAUGGUCGAGGACGGUAUUAGAGCCGCGCAGCAGACACAGCUUGACGGGCAGCCCCUGCACGUCGAUGAACAUAUAGACGGCAAGGGAAAUACCCUGUUGCACAUUAUGAAUGACCCGAGGUUGGCGCUGAGAAUCUUGCAAUACUGCGACGUGGAUGUCAACGCGACGAACGAGAAGAAGUUUACAGCACUGAUGGUUGCCAGCAAAUAUGGCCGAUACGAUAUGGUCAGGGCCCUUUUUGCCGACCCUCGAGUGGACAUUGGGGCUAAAGAACUACGAGGUCUCACUGCCGUGGAGCUGGCUAAGGAUGACGAUGUUAGAAAUAGAAUUGACGACCUUGGCCUUUUCAGCAUGCCACCAGCAAGGGACGGCCGGAUUACAGGAGUCGUCAGAGCUUUUUUCGUCGAGGACAGCACAGUUAGGUUGGUGCUAAAGUCGGCAGCUCCAACAGAUCACGAUAGCUAUACGGUCACUACCAGUCGCCGGUCGUUGACUGAUUUUGAGCAGCUGGCACGCCUCCUGUCCGAAGAGAAUCCGGCGUCUUGGAUUCCCUCCAUAUCGGAUACCAGGUGGCCGUUCCAGCUGCCCUCGAGGCCGUCUCGCGCGGCGCUGCGGGAUAUCCAGAUACGAACGGACUGGUUCCUGAAAAUCAUGCUGAGCCACCCCACCCUUUCUACUCACGAGAUGCUGUGGGAAUUUUUCCUCGUACCGGAACUGCAACUGGAGGCCAUGGAGCAGAGAACAAAGCUCAAGACAGAAACAAGGGUAGAGAAGAUCCGCGAAGAAUACGAACCUAUGGAGGACGUACGCGAAGUGGAACAAUUCGUCAACCAUGCGCGAGAGAUGGUCCGAAGCAUCAGCUACUCGACGAAGAGCGUGACGAGGCGUGCGAAUGCCGUUGGCCAAGUUGCUACAGAUUUUUACGAUGCAUCAGCGCUGCUCUACCGAGCAGUGUUUACCAUUCAAUACCUGCCUCCGCAGCACAUUGUAGGCCUGGAAGUGUUUGUUAGGGCCAUGGCGCCUGUUCAACAUAAUCCACAAGUCAUAUUCCACACGACGCUGCUGGCGAUUCAAUCUACGGUGCAGGCACUGCUCUCUGCGCUGUCCAGGCCGACAAACCUUAUUGGACAGAUUACGGCAGCCAAGCGAGAGGCGGAUAGAAACGAUAGUUCCGCGAUGCGACCUUCAAGGUGGCCCCUUGGCUUGCUCGACGACUCCAGACAGCGAAACCAGGAGGAGAAGGAGAAGAAGGCCCGCCAAUCAAGAGAGCAGGCGUCGUUUCUCUCGAGGGAACUUCGAUACACGCAACAGACGGUAGCCAGCGAAUUGGCUGGAUGGCAGGAACUCCACGACCAAAUGGGUCUCCGGGCUAUUCGCGAGUAUGCCCGGGGCAUGGUGGUGCAGGAACGGGUAAGGCUCGAAGGCAUGAUGCGAGCGUUGAGGAUAGUCCGACUGGGGAACUACCAACAGGGGGGGAUGAAUGCCAUGUCACAACGACGACCCCCAUCGCCCCCAACAGAUCAGAAACAAGAAACCGAGGACGGGGAUGACGUGCCGACAGCAAACGAAACAAGCGGAGUGGAGUGA
Messenger RNA from Trichoderma virens Gv29-8, 3969 nucleotides. RefSeq lists its product as uncharacterized. Gene Ontology annotation, cellular component: late endosome; tubular endosome; plasma membrane. Bases 1 to 3969 code for a protein of 1322 amino acids. Gene Ontology annotation, biological process: early endosome to late endosome transport. The record is from RefSeq and is a predicted model, not a curated record. Gene Ontology annotation, molecular function: SNARE binding; guanyl-nucleotide exchange factor activity; phosphatidylinositol binding. The transcript has 3 exons. Lineage: Eukaryota; Fungi; Ascomycota; Sordariomycetes; Hypocreales; Hypocreaceae.